Molecule: messenger RNA, 1023 nt
Organism: Aethalodelphis obliquidens (Pacific white-sided dolphin)
Lineage: Eukaryota; Metazoa; Chordata; Mammalia; Artiodactyla; Delphinidae
Exons: 6
Coding region: 1-1011 (336 amino acids)
Source: RefSeq, a predicted model, not a curated record
AUGGAAGGUGAUGGGGGCGGCGGUCGCCCCGCGAGACAGCGCCCAACGGAGGAGCCCGGCCACACCCGACCGCCCCGUUUCCGCAGCGCGCCCUGCAGCGGGGCUCUGGACAGCGGACCGCCCGCGGCCCCUUCCCACCGGUCCCGCCGUCUGUCUAAACCAGAGGAAGGGCAGAAGGAAUACCCCUUCGACCCCCGAAAAGAAGGGGGCGCCGAAAAGUUUAUCCAGGACUCCGGGCUCCAGUCGUCAGUCCGCGAACCAUCGGAACCGAGCUCAUGCGAGCCCGUGACCCCAGGCUGCCAAGGUGUUGCUCUGGAGCUGGGCCAGCCCCCUGCUGACCAGUAUGUCCAGGCCCAGCAGUUCUCCGAGACUGAAGGGAGGGCAAAGGGCCACGUCCUCCGCCUGCCCCACCCUGCUGACAAGAGUCCCAGUCACCAGGCCACCCUCUCAGUCUGGGGCCCUCGAGGGGUAAGUGUCCUUCUGAAGCCACCUUGUCUCUUUCCUGGGGAUCAGAGCCCAGAAUCCCAAGUGGCUGGAGCGCUGGGGGACACCCAGACAGAGCCCUCGCUGGACCAGGUCCUCCGGGAGCGGGAUGAAGCCAUUGCCAAGAAACGGGCAGUGGAGGCUGAGCUGGACAUAUUCAAAGCCAAGUUGCGAGCUGUGGAGGCCCAGCUGCUGGAAGUUCUGGAGGAGAAGCUGAGACUGAAGCAGGAGGUGGAGGCCUGGGAGGUAGGGUGGACCUGCCGGCCGGGCCCAGGGGGCUGGGCCAGACGGGCACAAGCCUGGCCCCUGAACCUGCUCUCCUGCCCCCAGGAUGACAUGCAGUGGAUGGUGAGGCAGCAGGUCGAGAGUCAGCUGCAGAGAGAGUCCAGGGGCGCUCUGGGAGCCCCAUGGACCCUGGAACUGCCAGGACCCCCUGGGUCAGAUUCCCCCUGCAUUGGUGGGGACGUUGGCGGUGAGAGAGCUCAGCCCAAGACCUUGGGAAGAGUAACUUUAUUCAUUAAAGUUUAAGGUCUGACACAC